AACGGAGAGAGAGAGAGAGCAUCCGGGUCCAUUCCGCGUUGUCGCGGACGCCAUGUUGAACCCGCACCGUCAGUCCGUGUUGGCCAAUGGUUGCGUGAAAGCCUCCGUCGACCCCAUUACCCGGACCCCUGGCACCAUCUAUGAACCCAAAGGGCAAGUUCGGCUCCUGGGCCUGCUUUCGGAAAGCUCUCCUUCCCGGCAGGAGGAAUACCUGGACGCAGGAGGCGGGAUGCUGAUCUGCAUGAAACGGACCAGGAAGAAAGGUCCCAAUCCAUCAAGGAAGGGCUGCUCUUUGGAGGCUCAAAAUUCGGCCCCAAGCCUGGGUGAUGGCACAGAGGCUGGGUCCAAUCCAGACCCAAACAGGGGCUUGGUUUCUCCCACUCCAGAGGCCAACGCCAUCUCGCCCAGCCCUUCGCUGGUUCCUGAGUCCACCACGCCUCCACGCCCCGGCUCUUUCCCUUUCCACUGGAUGUGGGAGAGCUUCUCCGUCAAAGGCCAGGGCGUGUAUCAGGAUCAAGCCCCGGAGAAGACCAAGAAGAAGCGGUCUCCUCGGACCUCCGCCCUCUCUGUCCGUGAGCCCCCCAGCACGCCAGAGCCGGUGGUCACAGGCGGAAAGGACAGCCACAGCUCGUUGGCCUCCGGGCCGUCGGCGGGUGCCGAGGGCUCCCGAUCCAGGCCCCCGAAGCAUCGCCAACACGGGGGGCUGACUCCCGGGAGCGCUCUCUUGCCCCUCUACUGGAAGGUGGAGGCCCGCUCCGAGGCCCGGAAGCGCCAGCUGCGCCAGGAGCGCCGGCGGUGGCUCCAUCUGGCUCAACAGCUCCUGAGCCUCGAGGAUCAGGCCCCCAAGAAGGGGAAACCCCUCUCCGUCAAGCAGCUGGAGGAGAAACUCCGAGCGGAACUUCUCUGCCUAGCGACGGAGCCCGAGGAGCCCGGUCCGCCGAGGGACGUCAGGAAGACCCGAACUCGGGCCCGGGCCACGGAAGACGAGCCGACGUUCAAGCCCACCAUUAACCACAAGAUCCCCAACUUCAAGAAUCUACAGAAGCGUUUCCAGGAGCAGCUGAUGCAAAGGAAAGAUCAAGCGAAGCUGACCAUCUGUAAGCCUUUCCGUCUUCACUCUGCUAGCAGCUCCCGGACUUUUUCCACGGAGGAUAACAGCCAGGAUGGGGAAGAUCCUUUUCAUGAGGUCCGGCGCCUUUGGCGCUCACAUUGGAGGGCUCUGUCCUGCCCCGAGUUUGGUCCCCCUCUGAGUUGUCCGGUGAUGCACACCAAGACUUCGGAUAAGCGGCGAGAGGCCAACAGGCUGUUAUUGUCCGAAUGGGAACGUCGAGAACGGCAGGAGAAGCGUCGAGCCGAACUCCGCCGAGCCAAAGAGCAGCAAGUCCAGCGGGAUGUGGCCAGGUGCUUGGCCACGUACCGGCCCCCGGGAUGCUCGUCCGCGUCGCUCCAGAGAAGGCGGGAAGAUCUCAGGAGACAGGAGAAGCAGCGCAUGGAGGAAUACACUCUGCAGCUGCAGGCCAUGCGGGAGCGCGUGGAGAGCAGGCCGUACCUCUUUGAGAGAGUCAUGCAGGCCAACGCUCGGCAGGCCGUGGAGCGGCGGUUCUCCCAGGUCCUGGCCACGCUGGGCAUCGAGGAAGAGAUGCUGUGGAAGCAAGCGGGGCGGCCGUCCAGUGGCGUGGGCUCAGCCAAGGCCACGCACAGGAAGAGAGAGGUCCUUGAAGAUCUCGUGGAAUCAACGUGAGAGCCAAAAAAAGAGAGUUGCGGACGGAGGAGAGCGACAGAGGAUCGUACGGCGCACGGCCCGGCAUCUGUAUCCAGGCAGCACCUGAAAAAUAAAGCUAGCCUCAGA
This is a messenger RNA of Pogona vitticeps (central bearded dragon), 1849 nucleotides long. The record is from RefSeq and is a predicted model, not a curated record. NCBI's taxonomy places the organism in Eukaryota, Metazoa, Chordata, Lepidosauria, Squamata, Agamidae.